GGUAGGAACGUAGACCGACCGGUGCUUUUUCUUUAAUUAGUUGGUACAAAUAGGAGAGUACUACUAAAGGUAAUAAAGACUUUUCUGCAAAACAACCAGGACACCUCCUUCCAGAUAUUUGCUGUGUCUGUGACAAACUGGAAGCAGAACUUCUUAAGGCUUCUUUUCAGCAAUGGCUUUCUUCUGACCCCCCUUAUUCCAUAAAGACCAAAUUUAUAGAGUCCAUGACUAAUAGUUGCCUUUCAACAGAUUAUUCCACCUGAGCUGUGGAUCUCUGCAACUCCUCCAGAGUUACUACAGGCCUUUCGACUACUUCUCUAAUUAAUGUCUUUUUUUGCCCAGCGUGUCACUUUAGGUGGACGGUCAUGUUUUUGGUAGGUUUGUUGUUGUGCCAUCCCCUUUCCAUUUUAAAAUGAUGGAUUGAGCGGUGCACUUUGUAAUGUUCUAGGGUUAGGAUAUUUUUUUACAGCCUAACCCUCCUUUAAACUUCUCCAUUGCUUUAUCCUUGACUGUUCUCUAACAUUCUCUAACAACAGUCUCUAGUUUCUGCUGCACUUCGCACACCAGAUUCUUAUAAAAUACAUCAAAAUUUCUGGCUUUAAUGUGACAAAAUACAAAGGAGCUGUGAAUUUUACAAGUCACCUUAUCCAUGAAAAAUUAUAACUGGCAGGAGAGUGUACAUGUUGAUUAAAUACAAUGUAAAGAAAAUUAAAAAACAGUUAAGUUAAUCUAUUGUCCACAUAUGUGGACAUUUAAAUAGGUAACUAUUCUUGCAUAUCGUUAGCUUCAUUAGGAAGGUGAAUGUUGAAUCGCACUGUCUUCUGCUUUUUUUGUGUCUGUAAUUACUAUAAAUCUGUUUUUAAAGGUUAUAUUAUAAAACCUCAACACAUACUGUUUGGUUUAUGCCUGGAUCUUGUUAUGUCAGUGAAAGGAGUUUCUGAAUAUAUCUCAGCUCAAGAGCAAAAGCGUGACGAGUACCUUUUUUGGGGGGAAGCUGAUUAAUGUUUAAUUGGUUUCCUAUUUGCUGUAAAGAUUACAAAGCAGAGAAGAGGAAGAAGUUGGAAGACAUGUUAAGCAUUGGUUUAGUUUAAUUUUUCUCUGACUUUAUUUAUUUAGCACAAUUAAAUAUCAAAAAUGCAAAACAUAUCAUACAAACAAAUACAGUGAAGGGCUGGAUGCAAAUCCCAGAGCUGAUUUGAAUCCUAUUUAGAUAGUACCAGAGAUUUCCUAAAAUCGUUACCACAAUAAAACAGGCCUAUGAGAUGAGGAUAUAACCAGCUAAGAUUGGACAACUAAACUUUUGACUAGCAUUACAUCGAUCAAUGAGUAGCAGGCACCCCUCCUAAAAUAACCUUAUGUUGACCUUUUUAAGGUAAUCAGCCCCCUGUGAUGUUUGUACUAGAAGACUAUUUUAUAUUAAACAUUUAACAGAAGAACUAGUUAUAGCAGUUAUCCACACAGUAGGUUUUCUGAUCCUACUACGAUUAAGUGGUUGGUUUUACUUAAAAAUUUUUUUUAUCAGUAUAACAUAACCAGCCAUAAAUACAGUAAAGACCAAAAUUAUUCAUACCCCUGAAACCACCACAAACAGAUGCACAUCCAAAGCAACAGGCAAACUUCAAAAACAUCACAGGACUUGAUAUUCCUCAAAAAGCACUUUGAUUGUUUUAGAUGCACUUACAGUAAAUACACUGCAAGUUAACAGCAUUAGAGCAGCUCAGCAAACAUUAGCUGUUACUAAUUUAUUUCCUGAAUCCUGCAGUGAUUGGCGUCUGCACCGGGGGUUUAUCUAUAUUGAAAGAGCAUGGGCCGACUGGAUGAUGCUGCUAAACACAAAGUGGUGGAGCUGCGGAAGGCUGGUCUCAGUUUCCGCAAAAUCAAAGCUGUUCUGGAGCUGGAGAACAUCAAGGUGUCUGCUCAAGCCAUCUACCUGUACCUGAGGGAGUUCCAGGGGAGGCCACCAGGGAGGGUAAGACCACUGGAGGCCAGAGGUAGCACAUUGGCACCACAGGCUCAGGCUCAAGCUGCAGCAAUUCAGGAGAGGUGGAGCAAUGUUCACCUUCAGAACCUGAGACGGGACGGGCCUCAUAGUGCCGAGUAUGCAGCUCCUACUGACUGCUCCAAACAGGUAUCCACAAAUUCAGAGGUUAAUGCAAAUUUCUCUGGAUCUGGGGAGACCAGCGGUAGCAGCAGGCUGGAGCAGCAACCUGGAGAAAAUAAGGAAGAAAACGACAUCCAGAUUGUUAGUGUCACUUCACUUGCACAGUGUGGCCUGCAAAGGGGGACCCAACCAGCUGUAACAAGAGCAGAAACUGGUACAAACAUGUCUUCCAUGUUAACUGCUUCUGGAGCAUUUAUGAGAAGGAGAGUUACACCUUCUCCAGCCACCAGUUCGAUUUUGGCAGCUCGAAAACGACUUCUGGACAGAGCGUUGUCACAUAAGACAAAGUCAUUCCACCAGGUGGCAGCGUUGUUAAGGAGAGAUCAGACUGGUGUUCAAAGUUCAGAUUUGAGCAGUGCUCUACCACAGCAGCCUGCAACCUAUGAUCUGACCACUGAAAAGACUGUUAUUGAGGGGCAGCCUGGGGGUAAUGGUUCCCCUCAGCGCUUUGCUCCACAAAGAUCAGGACAGAGCCUCCGCUCCCCUCAUCCUCCUCCACGUGUUGGGAUACGCCUUCCUAAUCGUCCACUGGCACCGUUGGCAUCCUCAGCUCCAGGGACUGUUCUUCAUCUGCAGUCUCCCAGGAGUCAAGGCGCCACCACUCGCAGCGAAGGGAAUCCAAAUCCACCACAAGCAGUCCAGGAUACUAGAGGAAGGGGUAGUUUGCAGGACCAGAUUCAGAUCCUUGGCUCUGAGGUGCGCAGCCUGGGCCUUGCAGUGAAGAUGCUGGUGGAGCAGCAGUGCCGUCUGGAAAGGGAGCAGUUGCAGCAGACACAGAUUCAGAAGCAGAUCCUCAGCACUCUCCAGACAUUUGCCUCUAAAACAGGACUCUGUAGCAGAACUCCGCAGCGGCUCAACAAAACUCCCUCCCCAUCCUCUUUGCCAACAGCCUCUGCCACUACCUCUUUUGGCCAAGACACGUACACUUUUAGCCAAGGCACGUUCUCUCAGUGCAGCCAGACUCAGCCAGGCUAUAACUCCUUAGAGAGAUUAGAAAAUGUAGAGGCCUUUAAGGUUCCAGGAAUGAGCCCUACAAGCAUAAAUGGGUUUCCACCGUGUAGUAACGCAGAAAGCCUUAAUCUUACUCACACUCCCUCUCAGACACAAACAUAUCCAGCUGCAUACCCACAGCAAACAGGUCAAGCACUCAUGCCACCUUACACACAGUCGUACUUCUCCACAUACAACCAGACACACACUCAGGCCUUCAGAACACCAGAGACUAAAACAUCAGAUUUUUCCAGCAGCUGUUCUGUGAGGACGUUCACAGACUGCAGCAGAUCUACCCAGCAGGUCAUGAACUCUCCUUCACACGACCAGCCACUCAGUAGCAUCAAGGUGGAAGGACCUUAGAUUCCAAUGUUUGGUCCUCAGAAGAACUAGAACUUGUUUCUCUUUUAAGUUACUGCAUCAUUGUUGUGUAAGGUACAUAUAAGGUACAUUUUAAGGUAUAAUUAUAGAGAAGAAGCUGUUUUUAAUUUAUUUAUUUCUGAGGUAAAUUAUCCAGCAACACAUACAGCAAUAUCUCAACAGAGAUGAAAGGUUUUUCUUACACCCCUCUGAUUUAUUUUGACCCCAAUUUAAAGCAAAUCAUAAUUAGUUGCUUUUUAUUGACACACUUUGUAUGUUUUUAUUUUUAUUUUGUCUUGCAUCCCCAGGAAAUGUGACACAAAUUAUAAAUUUUCAUAACUCUGAACCGUUUCAACAAAUAAAAAGCAGAUUUCGAUCCA
Messenger RNA from Girardinichthys multiradiatus, 3891 nucleotides. RefSeq lists its product as uncharacterized. Lineage: Eukaryota; Metazoa; Chordata; Actinopteri; Cyprinodontiformes; Goodeidae. The transcript is spliced from 3 exons. The coding region runs from base 1805 to 3514 and encodes 569 amino acids. The record is from RefSeq and is a predicted model, not a curated record.